Messenger RNA from Aureobasidium namibiae CBS 147.97, 1545 nucleotides. RefSeq names its product putative sugar transporter. The record is from RefSeq and is a predicted model, not a curated record. The transcript has 3 exons. NCBI's taxonomy places the organism in Eukaryota, Fungi, Ascomycota, Dothideomycetes, Dothideales, Saccotheciaceae. Gene Ontology annotation, molecular function: carbohydrate:proton symporter activity. Gene Ontology annotation, cellular component: membrane. Bases 1 to 1545 code for a protein of 514 amino acids. Gene Ontology annotation, biological process: carbohydrate transport; transmembrane transport.
AUGGUCGGCUUCCUUGGUAUGACCGGAAAGGCCCUUUCCAUCGCUCAGGUCGCACUGGUCGUCGCUCCGUCUUUCAUCCUGUUCGGUUACAACCAGUCUGGUCUCGGCCCACUGUUGUCCGAAGAGAACUGGAGACAUCAGUUCCCCCAAAUCAACACCGUCGACUACACGGGUGAGGUCAAGGCCCACCAUGCUACCCUCCAGGGUCUGGUUAUCGCAACAUUUACACUCGGUGCGCUGGUCGGUGCAUUGAGCUGUAGUUACACUGGUACUCUUCUUGGAAGACGUUGGGUUAUUUUCAUCGGUGCUCUUUGCACACUCAUCGGCGAGGCCAUUGAAUGCUCUGCUUUCGAACUCGGUCAGCUCAUCGUUGGCCGUGUCAUCAUUGGUCUUGGUGUUGGACAGCUUUCAGCUACUGUUCCCGUCUGGCAAUCAGAAUGUUCAUCCGCUAAGAACCGUGGUAAGCACGUUGUCCUUGACGGUAUGUUCAUCUCUCUCGGUUACACACUCGAGUCCUGGAUCGACUUUGGAUUUUUCACGCUCAAGACGGGAUCUGUCACCUGGCGUCCUCCGAUCGCUAUUGCUCUGCUCUUCUCGCUCAUCGUUCUGUUCUCUAUCUGGUUUUUCCCCGAAUCCCCUCGCUGGCUUCUCGCUCAGAACCGUGCGCAAGAAGCUCGCGAGAACUUGGCUGCUCUCAAGGGUCUUCCCACCGACGCUCCCGAAAUCGAAGCAGAAUGCGUUGGUAUCGAGCUCUCCCUCGAAGACUCCUCGACCAAGGCCGCCUCCUUCAAGGAUUUGUUCAGCAUGGGUGAAGACAAGCUUGCUUACCGUUUCGGUCUCUGCAUCUUGCUUCAGUUCUUCCAGCAAAUGUCCGGUACCAACCUCAUCUCCGUUUACGCCUCUACCAUCUUCCAGCAGGGCCUUGGUAUGAGCGCCUACAACUCCAAACUUUUGUCCGCUGGUACUCUGACCUGGAAGUUUUUGUCAUGUUUCGUUGCCUUCGCCUGCAUCGAUCGUUUCGGUCGCCGUGUCUGCUUCAUCAUUAGUGGAGCCGGGAUGUCAGCAUGUAUGCUGGCGCUCGCUGUGGCGACCUCUUACCCCCACGAUAAUUACGGUGCAUCUGUUGCUGCCGCUUUCUUCGUCUACCUUUUCUGCUUUUUCACCCCCAUCGGUUUUCUCGGUGCCAACUUCCUCUACUGUACCGAAGUUGCACCUAUCAGACUGCGUGUCGCCAUGGCAUCCAUCUCUACCGCCAACCACUGGCUGUGGAACUUCGCUGUUGCCAUGAUCACACCUGUAGCCAUCAACAACAUUGGCUACCAGUACUACAUCGUGUACGCAUGCAUUGGUGCCUGCAUUCCCGUCACAGUCUACUUCCUCUACCCCGAGACCAAGGGACGCUCAUUGGAAGAGUUGGACACGAUCUUCAAGGACAGCCCUUCAGUAUUGGGUACCGUCAAGUACGCCAAGUACAAGCCCAUGAUGACUGCCGAGGAGGUGCCUUACGCCAAAACAUCGGACCACGUACACGAAGAGAAGGUGUAG